Ruditapes philippinarum (Manila clam) is the source of this 2092-nucleotide messenger RNA. Its product is annotated as fibropellin-1-like. The record is from RefSeq and is a predicted model, not a curated record. Gene Ontology annotation, molecular function: Notch binding; calcium ion binding. Gene Ontology annotation, biological process: Notch signaling pathway. NCBI's taxonomy places the organism in Eukaryota, Metazoa, Mollusca, Bivalvia, Venerida, Veneridae.
AGCAUCAUGAAGACAUUACUGUGUUACCACGUUUAUAUGAUUUAUGUUUGGUCCAUACUGGUUGGUAACUUACCAAUGAAAGUAUCGACACAGACGUCACCGCUUUGCGGUCCUGACUGGAUUUACUCCAGUAAUUUCUGUUACCAAGUUGUAAGGGAAAAUAAGAAGUGGGAAGAAGCUAGAACUCACUGUCUGCAGAAGAAUGCUGAUCUUUUAUUUUUCUCUAAUAUGGAUGAACUAAACACUUUAAAAGAUGUAUUAACUCAACUAUACUAUACUACUGGCAUUGGUCCAUAUUUCUGGAUAGGAGCUAAUGACAAGAUGAACGAAGGUACUUUUGUCAGGGCUGAUAACUCACCAUUAAGUGUUACUAAUUGGGGCCCGGGAGAACCGAAUAAUGCAGGAGGAGUUGAAGACUGUGUUGAACUGUAUAUGCCGCAGUAUUUAUGGAAUGAUAAAGGAUGCGGCAACGGACGGUACCCUAUCUGCAAGAAACUUAUCAACGAAUGCUCAAACGAUCCAUGCAAGAAUGGUGGUACCUGUAAAGAUCUAGUUAAUGCAUAUGAAUGUGAAUGUGUUGCUGGAUACGAAGGCAAAAACUGCGAUAAUGAUAUAGAUGAAUGUUCCUCUGACCCAUGCAAGAACGGUGGCACCUGUAAGAAUCUUGUCAAUGGAUAUGAAUGUACAUGUAUUGCCGGAUAUGACGGAACAACAUGUGAUAAUAAUAAAAAUGACUGUGAAAACAGCCCUUGUCAAAAUGGCGGAAGUUGUACAGAUUUAGUAAAUAGUUAUAAAUGUACUUGCGUGAAUGGAUAUGAAGGAACCAAUUGCCAAACAGAUAUCAACGAAUGCUCAACCGAUCCAUGCAAGAAUGGUGGUAUCUGUAAGGAUCUAGUUAAUGCAUAUGAAUGUGAAUGUGUUGCUGGAUACGACGGCAAAAACUGCGAUAAUGAUAUCAACGAAUGCUCAACCGAUCCAUGCAAGAAUGGUGGUACCUGUAAAGAUCUAGUUAAUGCAUAUGAAUGUGAAUGUGUUGCUGGAUACGACGGCAAAAACUGCGAUAAUGAUAUAAACGAAUGCUCAACCGAUCCAUGCAAGAAUGGUGGUACCUGUAAGGAUCUAGUUAAUGCAUAUGAAUGUGAAUGUGUUGCUGGAUACGACGGCAAAAACUGUGAUAAUGAUAUCAACGAAUGCUCAACCGAUCCAUGCAAGAAUGGUGGUACCUGUAAAGAUCUAGUUAAUGCAUAUGAAUGUGAAUGUGUUGCUGGAUACGACGGCAAAAACUGUGAUAAUGAUAUCAACGAAUGCUCAACCGAUCCAUGCAAGAAUGGUGGUACCUGUAAAGAUCUAGUUAAUGCAUAUGAAUGUGAAUGUGUUGCUGGAUACGACGGCAAAAACUGUGAUAAUGAUAUCAACGAAUGCUCAAACGAUCCAUGCAAGAAUGGUGGUACCUGUAAAGAUCUAGUUAAUGCAUAUGAAUGUGAAUGUGUUGCUGGAUACGACGGCAAAAACUGCGAUAAUGAUAUCAACGAAUGCUUAACCGAUCCAUGCAAGAAUGGUGGUACAUGUAAAGAUCUAGUUAAUGCAUAUGAAUGUGAAUGUGUUGCUGGAUACGACGGCAAAAACUGUGAUAAUGAUAUCAACGAAUGCUCAACCGAUCCAUGCAAGAAUGGUGGUACCUGUAAAGAUCUAGUAAAUGCAUAUAAAUGUGAAUGUGUUGCUGGAUACGACGGCAAAAACUGUGAUAAUGAUAAAGAUGAAUGUUCUUCUGACCCAUGCAAGAACGGUGGCACCUGUAAGAAUCUUGUCAAUGAAUAUGAAUGUACAUGUGUUGCCGGAUAUGACGGAACAACAUGUGAUAAUAAUAUCGACGAAUGUUCAAACGACCCAUGCAAAAAUGGAGGUACAUGUACGGAUCUUGUUAAUGGAUAUGAAUGUGAAUGUAUGCCGGGAUACGACACAGAUGAGUGUCAUAAUGAUAUUAAUGAAUGUUCUUCAAACCCAUGCAAGAACGGCGGUACCUGUAAGGAUCUUGUAAACAAAUACGAAUGUACAUGUGCUGCUGGAUACAAUGGAACAAAUUGUGACAAUA